Rhagoletis zephyria (snowberry fruit fly) is the source of this 7852-nucleotide messenger RNA. Its product is annotated as trichohyalin-like. The record is from RefSeq and is a predicted model, not a curated record. Lineage: Eukaryota; Metazoa; Arthropoda; Insecta; Diptera; Tephritidae.
CGGCACGGCGCGGGUGUUUAUUGUCUCUGGUGCUCACAUAAAUUGCGUCCAUAUUUUUCAUAUCUUGUGCCAAGAAAUUCCAAGGUACCCGCACUUGAAUUUUCGCAAAUAUAAAAUAAAGUGUAUAUAUAAUAUGCAAAUGUGUGUAUAUUUUGCGGAGAAAUAAUGCAAAAUUUUGUGCAUAAAAAUUAAGAAUUAAAAAAUUUUCAUUUGGUGAAUUACACAAUCAGUAAAACUGUGCGGCUAGUGUGGUGAAAUUUAUAUAAUAUUAACGCGCACGAGCAGGCGAAAACGACGAGCGGUGAAGACUAGCACAGACAGCCAGCGCGCCAGCCGGUGUCUCUAGUGACGAUUUGCUGGCGGCCAUAGCGAAUCGCGCAACUAACUCGCGCGCACCUCAGCAAGGCAUAUUCUUUUAAGAGCAGAAUCUCUCUGUAUUUCGAAGCGACUGCUGCUUAAACAGUUAAACGAAUUAUCUGCGGCAGAUCACUCAAGUGGUGGUGAAUAAAUAGUUGUUUGUUUGAUAAAUUAGCCGCAUCGCCUUUGGCUGUUUCGACCGAUCGACUGACGGCAUUGCAAAUCCGCUGCCAAGCAAAUUGCGUGCGUAGCUGCAAACGUUUUUGAUUUUUAUUUUGAUUUUUUGUGAUUUUCUGAAACCUCAAUAAAUUGUUGGUGUCGAAUACUGAAAUCCGAAAAAAAUCAAGGUCGUUAAAAGCAGACAUAUAGUUCUGCAGAACGCGCGACUGUAAAAAGCGCCGCGCACCAGACUACGGCAAAACAGGUCACUAGUAGCAUUUAAUCUAAAAGAAAAUUCAAACGCAUAACGACCGCUAAAAUGGCUGACGAUCUUCUACCUGAACUCGGCGAUUUGCUCUUCUCAGUGCUGAUCGGUUACGCUGGCGCCUUGGAAUUCCUCUAUGUCGUACGUCAUCUCUAUCACUGGAGCUGCGGUCAUAUGGCCACCACCCAAAACGAUGCGGAAAGUCUCAAGCGUCUACAGGAGCGUAUGCGCUGCCAGCUAGCUGAAGCUGAGGCGAAAGAACUACAGACGGGUACGCAGGUGAUGAAAGACGGCGUACUCUAUAAGGAUGGAUUUCGAGUUGAUGCUGAAAAAUUGGAAAACGAUCGGCUGUCAGCUGAGCAGAAUACACCCGAAGCGCGUGAGAAACGCAAGAGGGAGAUAGAGGCGGAAUUGAAGCGACAACGCGAGAUUGAAGAACAAACACACAAGCAACUGGCAGAGGCUGAAGCGCAGCUAGAGCGACAGCGCAAGCAAGCUGCUGAGGAAGAGGAGGAGGCGCGAAAGUUGCUAGAAGCAGAGCGUGCGCGUGAAUUGGAACAGAAAAGGCAAGAACAGGAGCGCGAAGCAGAAGAGGAAGCACGCAAGUUGUUAGAACGUGAGCGACUGCGCGAAGAGGAAGAGCGAAGAAGAGAAGCGGAGGAGGAGGCGCGCAUGAAGAGAGAAGCAGAAGAGGAAGUACGCAGAGCUGCCGCGGCAGAGGCGGAGAGAAAGCAUGCGGAGGAAGAAGAGCGUAAACGUGCUGAAAAAGAAGCAGAACUCCUAAAGGCGACAGAAGUGAGUGCAGCGAAAGAAGCUGAAGAGCAAACGCGCAAGUUGCUAGAAACUGAAAGGCAACAUGAGCUGGAGCAGCAUAAACAAGAAGAAAACGAGGAAGCUGCUAAUAAUGAACGCAAAUUGCUCGAAGCUGAACGACUGCGAGAAGCAGAACAAUUAAUACUAGAACAAGAAGAUAUACAAGACAGCGAUGAGCCUGAAAGUCUACUCGACGAGCUAGAGGACGAGCAAAAGCGUGUGUUUUCGAAUGAAAUACGCGCAAGCCAUAAACAAACCGAGCCAGGAGAAACGGAGACUUUGGAUAGCAUAAUGCAACUACUCGACGCCGAGAGUGACCGUCAGUUGCGCGAGCGCGACUUUGAGGAAGCAGCCACACAUGAACGUGUCGAGCGACAGCGACUAAUCGAAGAGAAUGCGCGUAAGUUUCUCGAAGCCGAUCAGGAAAUGGAGGAACUCCUCGAGUCUGUGCAGAAACAACGGCGUCUAUCUGCCACAGAGAGCGCACCACAAUCGCCUCUGUUGGAAGAGCCAUGUGUGAGGAAAACAAUGAGUCCACUCUCUGAUAAUUCGGAAAGCACCGGCGAACGUCUGACACAAACUGUGAAGACACAGUUCGGGCAAACCAGCAAUGAACCAUAUUCGUUGACAACGAAGCCGCUGCUCUUCAAGAGUAUAUCCGAUGAUACUCCGUCUUUUGAGCCGCAGAGUUCGUUGAGCGCACAGCACUCCGACGAGUAUGGCGCCGAUGCAGAUGGCGAACUACAUAGCACAAUCGAUGUACAAAUUACGCAGUUGGAGCGGCAAGCGCCCGAUGGCGGUGAAGAUAAUGAUACUAGCGCAUCCCAACAGUACACAGAGGAUUAUCUCCGCUCGCUCGAUGGCAUCAAGCAGCGUCCUUUGGUGCGUGAAGAUGGCUCGGGACGUAGGCGUGCAUUCAAGAAACGUCGUUCCAGCGGUAGUUCCAAUUCGUCGUAUGAAUCGCGUGCUUCACGUGAGGAGGAAGUAAAAAUGUUCACCUCACUGGAGGAGGAAGAGUUGAAACCGACGAAGGAAGGUGAUGCUGAUUUCACGCCAAUCAAGUAUGCCAGUGAGCCGUUAUUGAAAGUCAAGAUGCCACGCCGGCGACAUAAGCGUAGCCCAGCAAAGGAUGCCAAGCCGAGUGAAAGCGGCAUAAGAGGUUCGCUGGAGAUGCUGGAUGAGGAGGCGAAUACAAAUCCAUGGGGUGAGGUCACACCAGAGCACUACAAAGAUAUGCCAUUCUGGAAGCGUGAAAAGUCAAUGUCAAUCGAUGAGGAAGCAAUCGAACUUGAGUCACCUGCUACGGAGAAGGAGGAGGGGCGAGAUGUAAAUGCCAGAAAUGAACCGAAAGCGUUAGCGUUUGAGGAAGCUAGCCACACACAAAAUGAGGAAGCCAUUAGCGUUUUGCAGCGGCAACAGACCAAGGAAGAGCAGGAAACUGCCGAUCAGCAGCCAGCGUCAGAUGAGGCAGCUCGCAAUGAUAUUCAAACGAACCUUCACACCGCAUCCCAAUCACCAAUCGACCGCAAAUCGGCCUCUCCUCGCUUACGUCGCAGUCCACGUAUCGAUGAAAUGGAUCAAUAUGAAGAACUGUGGAACAAAACAAAUGAGACGAUAUCGCCGCAAGUGCCAACCACGCCUACAACACCUACCACGCCGUCCAUUACUGUUAACCACGCGCCAGACACUGCACCUUGGCGCGAUCAAUACGGCCUACUAAUGGAAGGCCUCAGCGAUUUCUAUGAUUUCACGGCCUCGAUGAAUCCUUCACGUUCACGCUCCACCUCACGACAGCCUUCGCCAGCGAAUUCUCAACCGAGUACACCCGCGCCAAAGAAUGUAGAGUUUUUGCCACCUCAGGAUAGUAACGCCAACACUAUCGAUAUCUACGAUGAUACCGAAAGUGUAAUGGAGGCAGAGCUGACCAAAGAAAACGUAGUAAAUUUCAUAGAAUCCUUGCAGAAUGACUGCACAAGAUUGUCUCAAACAAUUGGCCAACAAUUGCAAGUUGUUGCGGAUUCACCAAAUGUAAAUACAGAAGGUGCGGAAGAUAGUUCCCGCCGCGAAAUGAAUUUGCUUGUGCAAACCUUGCGUGUUGAAAGACAAUCUAGGUCGCGUUCACGCUCGCCACUGCCGACGGGCGCCCAGCUAGAGCGUAGUGUCGAGGUACGUCGCAAAAAGUUGAUAGAACAAAAUGAUAAACUCUUUGAAACACUAAAUCUGCAAGCAGCGUCUGCGGUAAAAACAAAUCAGCAGUCGAUUGAGUCUUCCACAGGUGAUAUAAGUGCGCGCGAUCAGAUGAGAUUGCUGGUGGAAGAGCAACGCAAUAGACCGAGAUCGCGCUCACAUUCACCGCUACCCACCGCGGACAAUCUGGAACGUAGCCUUGAAACGCGACGUUCAAGACGUAUUAAACAUAAUGAUGAAGUAAUUGAAAAGCUCGGUUUGGAUGUAAACGUAAGUCGUACGCCAAGUCCCGCAGUCGAAAAUCCUACAAGCCCCACAGAAGUUCAGAUCGAAAAGGCAGCCGAUAAUACCACAAGCCCGAUGGAAGAAGACUCCAAAGAGAGCAUGAGUCGGUUAGUGGAGUCGUUGCGCGUGGAUAGAACGCACUCUCAUUCACGCUCGCGUUCUCGUUCGCCACUUCCCACGCCAGAGAACUUGCGAACUGGCUUAGAGCAGCGCCGCAAGAAGAAGAUUCAACAAAAUGAUGCACUUUUCCAGCAGUUACACAUGGAUGUAUCAACGCUCGCAGAUGAUGCGUCUACCAGCUCGGGCGUAAGGUCGUUUACUGCACCGAUAAUUUCUAUAGAGUGUUUUGAUGAAGAUCCCGGAAAAGAGAAGUCAGAUAUUAGAAAUGCGGAAAAUGAGUAUUCGCUCGAUAAUAUGACCAGUUUAGUGGAGUCACUACGCUUGCAACGUUCACGUUCCAAAUCGCCCAUGAGACGUCUCGAACGCGAGCGAACACCAGAGCCGAGCAACAUACGCGUCGGCUUGAUGGGUACAGAUCAAUUGAGCGAUUGUGAAGACGAGCAUGACCGACGAUCUCGUACGCCAUCGCGUUCAAUAUCACCCAAACGGGUGAGUAUGCAUGCGCAACAAUCGAAUGAGGAGUCUUCCUUUCAAGUGUUACUCAAUCUGGAGGCAUCACAAAAUAGAACACUUUUUAAAAGCAGUGAAGAAAUGGAGAGCUUAUUGGCUGAGAAACAGAGACAAGUGGACGCAGAGGCUUUGCGUAAAUUGAAUAAUGCGAGUGAAGAAAUAGAGUUGCGUACCGUUACACCAAUCUCACCGGCUGGUAAUGCAAAUGAAAACAAGCUUGACAGCCUGCCACUCGACGAACAUAUGCGACAAUUGCGCUGCUCACCGACAACACCCGAUUACGAUCGCACCAUAUCACAAGAGUGGGGCGACGUGCAACGUAUUAAGGAUGAAAUGUUGACGAGUGGAUUCAAGCGCUCCACUUACGUGGGCGAGUCUUUAGAUCUUGGAAGUGAAUUUGCGCCGCUGCGCGAACAAACAGCACGCUUCCGACGCUCACGUAGUCCAUCACCCUCGCUAGUUGCUACAGAGACACAAGCAGAAAAGAGCGAGCGGCGCGAAGUGCAGGAUAAAAUAUUGGCUGAGCUCAUUUCGGAAUCGGAGCUGGUCACAGAUGCGAAACGUUUGGGUGCAAAACCUAAAGAGUUACGCUCCGCAUCAAGAGACUACCAAGAAACACAAUACGAUGAGUUGCGACGCAUGAACGCGGAGUUUCAGCGCUCGCGUAGUCAGAGUCGUUCCCCACUUGGUGAAGUAGAGGCUAAAGAGGUUGCUAAAAUCGAGGAAGAGGCGACGAAGCGUGAGCUGCAAGAUACCUUAAGUAGUCUUGCAAAACCAAGUCUUAAUUUCGAAGAAUUCUCGCGCUAUCUCAAUGCGGGUUUUCUAGACAAUGAACGCAGAGCUUCCGAUUCGGCAUUGAUACAGAAACCUGAGGUUAUAAUACAGCUGCAGGAGCUUGAGGAGGAUUUCGAAGUGGAGCCAGAAAACUAUCACCACUUUCGCCGUUUCUCGCUGAAUCAAGAGCAGUCGAUUGAGGAAUAUCCCAACGAUGACUACGUUUUUGUCUCACAAAUCGAAGUACAAACUCCCAGCGGUACACGCACUUGGAUACGAGAGGAUUACUACAGCGAAGACUUUGAACAGCUCAGUUUACUCACAGAAGAAAGGGCUGCAAGUGUUGCGCUCACUGUAGACGCUCUAAAAGCAGCAGCCGGAGAGCAGCGUCACGUCGGGGGCGAAGAAGAGGAAACCGACGGCAGCGAAGAUGAACGACAAACCGUAGUGGAGGUAGAAGAUGAAAUAGACGAGGACAUAUGCGACUUCAAUGAACGUGGCCCAGCGGACGAGUCACAUCACGAGCAAUCAGAGUGCGAGGAAGCAGAACGCGAAAUGGAUCAUUAUGCAGAUAGGGAGGCAAACGAUUGGCAGCACGUGGAGAAUAUUGAUGAGCUGCUAGGCGAUGAGAAUUUAUUCGUUGCGGAAGAAGGGGCCGUCGGCGGCGACGCUGUUGGAGAGAACGUAUUUGAUUAUGAUUCAGACUCGGCGGCUAUUGAUGAGAUCUACGAUGAGGCUAUUAAAAACCGUAAGCAAUCGGGUAUUCUACGCGAUUACGAUAGCAUUUUAAAGGAGAUGCAAAAUAACUACUUGAAUAAUGCGGGUGCAACGGAUGGCAGUGAGGGUGACAUGAGCGCCGCAAGCGAUGGUGAACGCAAGAAGAGUACAAAGGGAAAGCGAGAAGGUGAGGCAGCAUUGAAACUUAUAAAAAAUGAGCGACGUGAGCAUGAGUUGCGCUAUUUGGGCGAUGCCAGUGAGUGUGAAAGGCAAUCGACGCGCUUGCGCACACGUUAUGGGUAUAUGCCACAGCUGCACGGUAGUGGCGUUGAAGAUUUGGACAUGGAAGUGGAUCUGAGUUAUAAACCGAAAAGAGAAUACAACUGGCGAAAGAAUUUCAAAAUUGACGAUGAGGAUGAGGUGAAUGCUAAUAAAGCGGACGAAAACAUUGUCGAAACAGAGGCCAAUGCGGUUGGUAGCAACUACUUAGACCUGAGAAAAUUCAGCCUGGGUGGUGAAAGCAUUACGUUAUUCAGUCAAGGUUCUGAAGGUGUUUGCUAUGUGGCAGAUGAAAAUCAAUUAGCCGCUGAUACUAUACCAGAAGAAAAGGAGUGCAUAGAUGGAGUAGCAGAACCGCUGGGGUUGGGGUCGGGCGCUGCAAUGGAGCAGGAAGAGCCAGCAACGACGGCCGUCGAUAAGCCCAAGAAAAAGAAAAGUAAAAAGAAGUUACGUAAAGAUUCUCGAAAUAAUAGCACAGAAUACUAUGCAAAGGACGAAGAUGACUCUGAGAGUCAGCUCAGCAGUCGACGUAACAGCAGCGUACAAAUGGAAGCGAACUCGCCUAAGCGUCCGAAAUCGCGGUCGCGUCGCAACUCUAGAAAUAGUUUGACCAACGAUGAAAGCCUCAGUCUGUUCUCACCGCGCAGCAGUGUUGUAGUGGAAUCAGCCUUAGAUGACUUAACACAAGAUUGCGCCGGCGCGUUCAACAAAAAGAAGCUUAAGAAACGCAAGAAGACAAAAGAUGGCUUCAGUGCAGCAGCAACUGCUGACAUCAAAGAGGAGCUAGCGAGCGAACUGAAUGAGCGUGCACCCUACUUUGAUUUAUCGGUUAAUGUACCAACGGCUUCGGCAGCCGUCACACCCGGUACGGCGAGCAUUAAUCCGCUUGCGACGCUGAGUCCACAAAACAGCAUUUGUACGCCAGCAAGCUCCAUUGGCUCUGAGACACCUGACAUAAAGGAGUUAAUUAGUGCUCCUUCUUCGACGGAGGGUUCGCCGCUACAGCAAGGAAAUGAGAGCACUGCGAUUGAGGCGAGAAUUUCAACAGCUGCCGAUGCUUUGAUAUCAUCACCAACCGAGGCGACGUCCAGCGCAGCUGUAACAGUGGCUACGCGCACAUCAAUUACACCAACAACUACAACCAGAACCACGGUGGAUACUUUCGAUAUACUAAAGGAUGCUAAUUUCUAUCCGCUAUUCUAGAUGCUUACGCCCGCAAGUAAUUUUGUUUGUGGUUUUCAGUGUGUUAGUUUGCUUGCUUCUCCUUUGUCGUUCACCCUUCAACUUUUAUGUGACAGAGUCAUAGUUGAAACGAAUAUCCAAACCAAAACCUCUUAUAGCCUUAAAUUGCACCCGCAACCUGCACCUGCAUCUACACCUAGCCAU